AUGUUCCGCAUAACCGCCAGACGCUUCGCAGCCGCCGCCGUCGCGGCGGCCGAGCCAGCAGCCCACACGCUCAAGGUCUCGCAGGCCCAGGGCGUUGCUCACGGGCUCACCGCUGCCAUCGGCAACACGCCCCUCAUUCGCCUGAACCGUCUCUCCGAGGAGACGGGGUGCGAGAUCCUCGGCAAGGCCGAGUUUAUGAACCCGGGCGGGUCGAUCAAGGACCGGGCGGCGCUGUACGUGGUCAAGGACGCCGAGGAGCGGGGCCUUUUGCGCGCGGGCGGCACCGUCGUCGAGGGCACGGCGGGCAACACGGGCAUCGGGCUCGCGCACGUGUGCCGCUCGCGCGGCUACCGCCUCGUCAUCUACAUGCCCAACACGCAGUCGCAGGGCAAGAUUGACCUGCUGCGGCUGCUCGGCGCCGAGGUGCACCCCGUGCCCGCCGUCGCGUUCGACAACCCGGACAACUACAACCACCAGGCGCGCCGCCACGCCGAGCGCCUCGACAACGCCGUCUGGACCAACCAGUUCGACAACACGGCCAACCGCCGCGCGCACAUUGAAACGACGGGCCCGGAGAUUUGGGCGCAGACGGCCGGCGCCGUCGACGCCUUUACGUGCGCCACCGGCACCGCGGGCACGCUCGCCGGCGUCACGCGCUACCUCAAGGACGUGUCGGGCGGCAAGGUCCGCAGCUUCCUGGCCGACCCCCCGGGCAGCGUCCUGCACUCGUACAUUGCGUCGGGCGGCAAGCUGGUGGAGCGCAGCGGGUCCAGCAUCACCGAGGGCAUCGGCCAGGGCCGCGUCACGGACAACCUGCAGCCCGACAUUGGCCUCAUGGAUGGCUCGCUGACCAUCUCGGACGAGAAGAGCAUCGAGAUGGUGUACCGCUGUCUCGACGAGGAGGGUCUGUACCUCGGCGCCAGUUCGGCCCUCAACGUCGUCGCGGCCAAGGAGGUUGCGGAGAAGCUGGGCCGCGGCCACACGGUCGUCACUGUUCUCUGCGACGGCGCGUACCGAUAUGCCGACAGGCUCUUCUCCCGCAAGUGGCUCACGGACAAGAAGCUGAUUGGUGCCAUCCCCAAGCACCUCGAAAGGUACAUUGUCUUGCCUUGA
This is a messenger RNA of Cordyceps militaris CM01, 1113 nucleotides long. RefSeq names its product Cysteine synthase (O-acetylserine sulfhydrylase). Gene Ontology annotation, molecular function: cysteine synthase activity; pyridoxal phosphate binding. The coding region runs from base 1 to 1113 and encodes 370 amino acids. The transcript is spliced from 2 exons. Gene Ontology annotation, cellular component: cytoplasm. The record is from RefSeq and is a predicted model, not a curated record. NCBI's taxonomy places the organism in Eukaryota, Fungi, Ascomycota, Sordariomycetes, Hypocreales, Cordycipitaceae.